Messenger RNA from Daphnia magna, 961 nucleotides. RefSeq lists its product as uncharacterized. The record is from RefSeq and is a predicted model, not a curated record. The annotation marks the transcript as partial. Lineage: Eukaryota; Metazoa; Arthropoda; Branchiopoda; Diplostraca; Daphniidae. The transcript has 2 exons.
UGCUUGGGUCCAGACGACCAAGAAACAUAUCUUGGUACACCGAUAGGCGGAAAAUUGCGGUUCCGACCACCAACUGACCUUAUCCCUAACCUUGACAAGAUUGCCGCCUCCAACCUUGCACCACGGCAAAAACUUGAAAUUUUCCGUAGUCACCUUCUUCCCUCCCUUUCCCAUCACCUCGCUUCGGGUCGGGUUCUGAAAGAUUCCCUUACCCAACUGGACACUGAGUGCAGGAAGUUCCUAGGCCUUAUUUGCAACUUACCCAACCACGCAACUGUCCCCUUUUUCUAUGCAGAUCGGCGGGUUGGGGGCCUAGGAACAUGCCGCCUCACUGAUGAUGCUGAUAUCUGGACCAUCGCCAGAGCUGCUCAGCUCUUCACUUGUAGAGAUCCUACACUUCCUCUUCGGGGGCACUCGUGGUUUUGCUCUCAGGAGCAGGAUACGAGUUGUCGACGAUGUGGGAAGGAAAACGAGACUGGGUAUCACGUUCUUAAUCACUGUGAAGAAGGUCUCCAGUUAGCCACCAAGAGGCACAACACCGUCCAAGAUCUCCUGGAAACGCUGCUUGUCAAGCAAGGCCACGAUGUCACUGUCAACAAAGCCAUCCCCGGGCAACGCCUAAGACCAGAUGUUGAAUUAACAUUAUCUGGUUCCCGGGUGAUGGUUGACGUCGUGGUCUGCUAUGACCAACCAGGGAGCAUGGAGAAUGCCUACCAGCGAAAGAUUGCUAAAUAUUCUUCCCUUGGUAGGAUUCUCCCCCUGGUUAUCGGGUCCCUUGGAUCAUGGAACCCCAGGAAUGAAGAAAUUCGCUCGAUACUUGGUAUCGAUGGACGGUCCUGGGGUGCAUUUCGAUUCAAGGCCCGAUUAGCAGCAAUCCAGGGAUCAAUGGAAAUGGUGUGUGCCCACUUCCACUACGGUGCAACAAACCCCGAAGACGAGGAAAACCCCCAAGUCCCGUAGA